AUGGAUGCUUCAGAGAAAACCAAACAUGGCACAACUAGUCACAGUCCACAUCUAUCCUUGAUCCUCCGGGUCUUCCUCGUGUUGGGCUUGGCGUCGCUGGAGUUCGAAGCGAACGCCCAGUUUCGCUUCCCGCAGCUGCCUUCCCCGCCCAGGAUCAUCUUCGGCGGGUUUAGGCCUUUCUUCCCACGCCCUCGACCCAGGCCUCGACCCCCGAGGCCGCCCUUCCUCGUUCCGUCCAGCCAGUUCCUCCAACAGCAACAACAGCAGAAUCGGUUCCCUCAGAGGCCGUUUUCGGGGCCCUUAGCUUCACUGUUUGACUUUGGGCGGCCACCUCGUCCUACAAGACCACAACGCCCACCACCUCCACCAUCACGCCGCCCUCCCUCUCCUCCCCUACCACCACUCCAGAGUAAUAGUAUCUCACCUCCCCUGACAUUUGGUCCACCUCCAGCGGCGCAGCAGUUUUCGCCAGCAAGACCAGCUCUGUCAGCGCCGCCACCAAGCUUCCAGCAGACGAAUGACCUGUCAUUCAGACCGCCACAGGUCGUCACUUCGCAGAAUCCCAUCAUCAGCGUCGACGGAUUCGGAGCUCCCCGACCCGAUUCGAUAGUUAGCAUAUCUCAGUUGCCUUCCCAGCAACAGGCUAGACCCCUUCUCCCUAGGCCGUCGCCUCAACCAUCCCCACAGCAGUUUACAGUAACUUUGUCCUCUUGCCCUCCACCUUUAAUUGGGCCAAGUUCCAAUAACAUUAUUGGCAUGACACCUCCGCCACCGCCUGCACCGAGCGUUCCACCAACCCCCCCGCCCACUCCACCGCCCCUCCCACCACAGACUACUGUGGUAGUGACGGUAACGCAGCCAUCAACCAUUGGGCCUCUCGUUCCCAUUACAGCACGGCCCAGUCGGCCACUGUCGCCUCCUUCCUCUAAUGCCUUGGAUGAUUUACUUGUGAAUCCUGUGCCUUCUCUAAAUGCCGGCAUUCUACCACUGGCAAACGAAAAGCCAUCAGAAACACAACUAUUCCCUCCGUUUACUUGAUCUGGAUGCCAUGUAGAAUUAGGCUAUAUCUUUAAUGUCUCAACCAAAUCACUGUAAUAAGUGUUAGAAUUUAAAAAGGUAGAAUUAUAAAAAUCUAAUAUCAGAACCACAAGUGCUGACACGACAAAAGUCUGGAGGGUUCUAACAUUCUGCUUUUAGUCACAAUUCGAUUAGGCUGUGAUUGCGGAGAAAUGGAGUUCUAAACAUGUGUUAGAGUUAUAUAGCUGUCCUUUGUCAAAGCAAAGGCAAAAAAGAUAAAAAGAAAGAGUUAUUGCGCCAACGAUCCUUUCACAGGAACUGAUAAUCAUAAGGCAGACUGUCUGAUGCUUCCUCUCUUCAUCUGCCACAUGCACACGAAAUUUGUCUGCUGUGCAUUUGGCACUUGAUCAUAGACAUCCGUCAGUAACGACGUUGAUUUAACAUAUAUUUUAAACCCCCUAUAUCUGUUAUAGUUAGAUUAAGUUGUGCUUAUUUGUACCUAAACCCUAUAGUCAUUUAAUUCUAAGUGGAUUGACAAACUGCUGCAUGACGAGCAUUCAUGGAUCGAGUGAGGUAAGGAUAAGGAUCGGUGAUCACUACCGCUUGUUACAGACUUCAGCGUUUUAUUAGACCGAUAAAGUGGAUCAGUCUGAUAGACCAGCUUUGGUCCGGUAGGAAGCCCUCCAAAAAUGCAGAGGAAAGGUAAAAAUGAGAUGUCGAGGUCUUGAAAAUAUUUAAAAAUUACUUUCUAAAGAAGGUGUUGUUGCAAACAUUAUAAAUGUAAGCAAUAAGAUAAUGACGUCUUGCUAUUUAUAAUAAUAAUAAUGGUACUUAAUCCUUGCGGUAGUGAUAAUUGUAGCUGAUAUUGAUUUCUUUAUUUUCCUACGACUAAAAAAAUGCACUAACGUGAUCUGUUUACUUCAAAUUAACUACUGAUUAUCAAUUAUUAAAAUUGGAAUUCAGUAUUUUAAAAAUUAUCUAAGUUCCAGUGAUAAAAUAUUUGAUGGUAAGUUACUGCAAAAGAUUUGGAGGAGCAUGCUGUAAUGUAUCUGGGUGUGCAGUUAACAUUGCCAUAAUCGUAAUUAUUAUGAAUAUUACUUGAGAACUGAAGUAACAAACUGAUAACUCACCCUAAGUGAGGUUGUUGUUAACUUUAUCUAACAAACUGAAAUAUCACAGAGUUACGGAGAGUAAAAUUACAGGAUACACACAUAAGUUGCAUUUAUCAAGCCUUGAACAGAAGAUUAGUCUUUGUGACAUAUAAGGCAAAGAUGACUUCUUCUUUCGGAUAUUGGUUUAAAAAUUAAAAAAGGAUAACGAGAAACGAGCGUAGGGGUGCGGCAGUGGCGGUGUUACCUUAAGGUUAUUGGCGUUACUGAGACAUAUUGCUCAAUAUUUACGCCUUUCUUCAUUCUUGAACAGGUCGAGCUCCUCCGUUCCUCAAAGAAACUAUAGUGAACGGAACCUUUUCAAGAUCCAGAAGUUUUUUUUUUUUUUCAUAUUUCCCUGUGAUAGAAAAAAAAGUUCUUCCUUUUUCCUAGUUUCCAAGCUCGAUACGAACCGAUGAAUACCGAUUGAGAACCUUGACCAAACGUCAUUUACUGAGUUCUUUAAAUGUUAUCACCAACUGCAUGAAUCUGUACAUUAUCAUAUAACUUGUAUAAACUGUAUAUUUAUUCUUUGUAAAGAAGGUAAUCGAUAUGCAAUUGUAUUUAAACUUGUCUUUAGUAAGGAAAGCACCACAUCAUUUCCUUCUUAUGUAUAAUAGGACCUUAAGUCAGAUUCUUUUGUUGCAGAAUAUAAUCUUGUA
Molecule: messenger RNA, 2827 nt
Organism: Macrobrachium nipponense
Lineage: Eukaryota; Metazoa; Arthropoda; Malacostraca; Decapoda; Palaemonidae
Exons: 4
Coding region: 1-1038 (345 amino acids)
Source: RefSeq, a predicted model, not a curated record